UAAACUUCAAAGUCGUAAUCUCGGGUCUUAAAUCGAAUUCAAAAUCAACUUGAAAAGCGCUUGCAUAUGCUCCUUGCUUCAAAGGCAUUUCAAAGACCUUUUUCAAAGACCAUGUGAAACUUUCUAACAACCAUUCUAGCAACAAGUUUUUAGUUCAGACUUGAACUCGUACAGACAAAAAGCUCAAUCGUUGAAAAAAAAGACAUUCGAGUCGCAACAGGAAAUUAGUUACCUUUGCUCUAAUCUUUGACCAAAUGUGACGGAUCUCUAUACAUUGAGAAAUAAAGUGUUGGUUGUGAAAUCGCAAGUAAAUUUCCCAAAUAAUUUCAAAGAAACGGCAAGACAAUCUCUAAUAAUCUAAAGUUUUUUUUGUGUUGUUACAAAGGUGCACCCAUCAAAUAUAAUGUUACACAUUAUUCAUAGAUUCAGUAGAAAGUCAUUAAAUGGCUGGCGUUUAGCUGUUGUUUUGUUAGUUUGCAUGUUUUCGUGCCUGUAUGACGUCCUUCAGUGUAACCGUGUUCAUGGGUAGCACAUGCAAUCAGUUACGCAUGUGUUAUUUUGGUGUUCGUGGUAUGAGGUCUGUAAUUUGGACCUGAAGACCCUGAUGACCUAGUGAGACCCAUCUGUGUUACCAGGUGACCAUCUGCUCCAUAAUGUCAUAGAACUGCGGGACCAGUGCCGCUGCAUUACAAUAUAAUAUGGAAAAAUGCUCAUCAAGGAUCAGUAAUGAAUGCUAAUGACAGUGUUGAAAUCAGAGGGCUGGUUACUUCAUGUGUGUUUACUGAACUUAUUUAUAGCAGCAAUUCAAUUACAGGCUUAUUACAAUGUAAGACCAUGCAAUGAGAAUCAUUGAUGUACAAAUAUUCAAAGUAGAUUUGUAUCUUGAUACGCAUAUUUCGACAAUGUCGAUCAUGUUCAUUAAACCAGAUGAUUUAAUUUUUAAAUGGUUUACAGUAAUCAUUUUUCAUAUCGACCCUGUGGGAAGUCAGUGGAAGAUUGCUGAACCUCAGCACUUUACAGUCACUUCUAAGUCAUAUGAGAAUAUGAGUCACGUUAUAUAAUAUAUGAUCUGUUAUUUGCAUACCAAAUCAUUUGAAUCUAUUGAUUUUGCUCAUUAUUCAGCUUCAAUAACUGCAGCUUGCACUGUUGUGAUGUAAUUGAGCUCGACAGAAAAAUGUUCUCCGUUUUACCAGAUCUAUUUUUAGAAUGACCACCCCUUUUUUUAACCAAGGUAAAUAAGUGCGUGAUACUGAAAGUGCAGAUGGAAAGUUUUCGGCAAAGCACACAAGUGGUUUGUCAGCAUCCUUCCUCCUCUUGUUCGAAGUGUGACAAAAGAAAGCCAUGGCAUGAUCAAACUAUUGUGGUUCCCAUCCGCACCGUGUGCCUGAGAAGUCUAGAGCAGUCGGCUAUGGGCAGUCGGCCCAGUAAAGACCGGCGUGGAUCCCGCUCGCAUGCUGUUCUCUUGGACACGGAGCAAAGCACUGACCCGCUGACCACGGACGGCGGUAGGUUCGUGGUGGUGUCCCUGUACGACUACCCGUCCAGAGGGCCCGGGGACUGCACUAUCAGAGUGGGAGAGAGGCUCAACAUUUUGUCAGAUGAGGGCGAGUGGUGGAAAGUCAGUUCAUCAGCCACGGGAAACGAGAGCUACAUCCCCAGCAACUACACCGCUAAAGUGUACAACAGGUGGCAGUUUGUGGGUCUCAGCAAGCAGAAAGCAGAGGAACUGCUGAUGCUCCCUCAUAAUCAGCCCGGAUCCUUCCUUAUCAGAGAGAGCGAGACCUACCCAGGUAACCACACUCUGUCAGUGCGUAGGAGCAGCUCGCAUGAACGUGCUUCUGUCAAACACUACCGCAUCAGCUGCAUCGACAACGGCUGGGUCUACAUCUCUCCUGGACUCACCUUCAGAACCCUCUCGGACCUGAUCACACACUAUUCAGUAUCGGACGGGCUGUGCUGUAUUCUGGGGGAGCCAUGCUACAUCGUUGGAUCCAACAACGUUCCCGUGGUAACCGGCCCGCCUCCGGUGGCCGUAAAGAGGCCUACUAUAAACUGGAAAGACGUUGACAGCGCCAUGAUCUUCGGGCAGAGAAAAGAGGGGGCAGAGGACUCUGUAGUGAGCGAAGGCCUGAAGGAAGCCAUCAACUCGUACCUCUACAUGACAGAGGAAUGUGAGGACUGCAGUCAGAUCUGGGACACAUGAUUGGAAAACUACGAUGAAACUUGGAAGACGAGCGUUUGAACGACUUUGGGCUCUUGAUGCUGACACGAUGCGGGCUAAAACACUUUAACAAAACUCAUUUUCCGUGACCCAGAUGGGGAAAAUUGCCCAAAACGUCUUUUUUUUUGUUCUUUUUUUAUUCGUUAAUUUCUGAGUAAAAAGUGUUUGAGCGAAAGCGGCGUCGAACGAGGUGCCAGGAUGCACGCACUGACUCAUUGCUCUUCUUCCAGAGUGGGUGCUGGAGAGAAAGAUGUCACUAUUUCCUGUGUGGACAUGCUCCUGGCGGACAUGAAAGAACGACAGCGGAGUGCGUGAGUGGGAGGGGGAACACAGCUGGGUGGUGUACGUAUCCAUUUCCACUCACACGUUCUGGAACUUUCAGCGGUGUGAUCACCAUCAGAAAAUCAAAACUUCAGAGCAGCUUUACUGAUGCUACCAGGGAGUUUAAGGGUUUUUGUGUUUUUUUUUUUUGGUUAAAUGCAGAACAAAAUACGUAUUUAUGACUUUGAAAAUAUUCUAAUGCAAAUGUAUACUGUUGCUUAAAGGUAAAAGAGCCAAAAAUUAAAACUCAUUUUGAACCUG
This is a messenger RNA of Puntigrus tetrazona (Sumatra barb), 2803 nucleotides long. It is a transcript of the gene sla2b, whose product is annotated as Src like adaptor 2b. Gene Ontology annotation, molecular function: protein binding. Bases 1262 to 2203 code for a protein of 313 amino acids. Lineage: Eukaryota; Metazoa; Chordata; Actinopteri; Cypriniformes; Cyprinidae. The transcript has 8 exons. The record is from RefSeq and is a predicted model, not a curated record.